CGUGCUGGGACAUCAGGAGGCUUGCCAUGCUGGUGCAUUGCGGCCUUACCAAGUCCUUGGGGACCUCUCUCCAGGUAGGAUUGGUUGCCGAUGAAUGUAUGGUGGAGGAGCACUGGCUGAGGGCGUCUUCUCUCUUGUCUCUGUUGAAGGGCCCUAAUGUGCUCGUCUCCAUCCUGUGGGAGGUUGUCGAGGCCCUGCUGGCCCGGUACCAUUCAGACCGCCCUGAGGAAUCCUCCAUCCCCACCCAAGUUCCCAGGGUGAUGCAGGAGAGGCAGGAGAUGGAGGAAAAGCUGCUCAGCCAGAGGCUUCCUGAGCAGCUCAGGGAGCAACUCCACGGGACGUUUGGCACGUGGGUCCAACACGGCAAACUCUUUGGCAGGGCUCUCCCAAUGAUGAGCACCGCAGAGCAGGACCUCAGAGGAGGGGACGCAGCCGUCCUCAGCAACACUCUGGCUGACGACCCUGUCGCUCUGGACCCCAGUCUGGACGCCCCUCAGAAGGAGCAGCCCGACAGCCCCAGUCGUUGUGAUCCGUCUGUGAUGGAGAACAGUAGCUGUGGACCUGUCGCUGGAGAUCCCCUUCCUCCAGCAGCUCAGCCGGAGAACGGAGAGUCUAACUCCGUCUCCACAACCGACCCGGUUGUGAUCCAGCGGUCCACCGUUGGAUUCGUGGCCCAGCUGUUCAGAGGCCGGGACGAAAUGUCCUCCCCGUCCUACAUCGACCGGUACCGGGCCUUCCAGAACCUGGUUGUCCGGGAAGUCCACCUCCUGCUGCAGGAGGAGGCCACCAUGAACCAGGACAACCCUGGGUUUGAGCGGACCCUGGAGCACCUGAAGGACCCUGUGCAGGAGGUCUGCUUUAGGUUUAGUUAUAAAACCAAACAACAAAUUCAAUUUGUUUAAAAAGGAAAGAAACUGUAAAGUACAACGGUUCGCUCUCUAUCACAUCCAUGCAUUGUUAACCUGCAUGGAUUUCCUAAUUUAAUAAAUGCCUGCAAUGUGAAGUUGGCAAUUUGCUUAGAAAAGUAAUAAAAUUCAUAAAACAUGACUUAAUGAUAAUAAUAAUACAUUUAAUUU
Gadus morhua (Atlantic cod) is the source of this 1076-nucleotide messenger RNA. RefSeq lists its product as uncharacterized. The transcript is spliced from 3 exons. The record is from RefSeq and is a predicted model, not a curated record. NCBI's taxonomy places the organism in Eukaryota, Metazoa, Chordata, Actinopteri, Gadiformes, Gadidae. The coding region runs from base 27 to 902 and encodes 291 amino acids.